UGGACCCCCCAGACCCACCACCCCAACCCCCCGCUGUCGUCCCGUCUCAGUGCUCCCCCCGCCCUCCCCCAGAAGAAGCGCCGCAGCACCCCGUCGCCCUUCCCCGACGGGGGCUCCAGGGUGCUGUAUGAGCGGUACCCCUCCCAAUAUGAUAACCUAUCAGAAGAGGAGCUGCACCCCACGCCGCCGUUCCCCCUCUUCACCCCCAUCUCCCCCAUGCCACAGACAAACGGGGGGGUGUUUGUCUCCCAGUACAUCACCGGCGAGAACGCAGAUGUUGCCUCUAGCCCCCCCCCACUACCAGAGAAAAAGAGCAGACACAUCCUCCAGUACAUGCAGUUUGUGGAGGACUACUCGGAGCCGCAGCCCUCCAUGUUCUACCAGAUGCCGCAGAGCGAGAGCAUCUACGAGCAGCGCAACAAGCGCUUCCAGGAGGUGUACUGCUUCAACGACUCCUUCAGCAGCACCGACUCGGUGCACGAGCCCGUGCUGCCCCCCGCUCUGCCGCCCAAACAGAGGCAGCUGGAAUCAAUCACAGCUGACGAUGUGCUCCAGGAUCCCUCCCCUCAGAUCCCCUCCACCAAUAGCAAAGAGGCUCUGGACAAGGAGAGGAGACAGAAGUCACCAGAGUCGGCUGGCAGCGAUGAGGAGGACGUGGACGAGCUCUCCCUCAUCGACCACAAAGAGAUCAUGAGCAGGAUAACACUAAAACAAGUGAAUGACGACGGGCCUGACGUCCGUGCUGGAUCGGGAGAUAUUCUAUUAGUGCACGCUACAGAAACAGACCGCAAAGAUCUUGUUUUGUACUGUGAAGCCUUUCUGACUACGUAUAGGACUUUUAUAACCCCAGAGGACCUCAUUAAGAAGCUACACUACAGAUACACCAGGUUCUGCCACAGCCCCGACACCUUCAAGAAGAGAGUCAGCAAAAACACCUUCUUCGUGCUGGUGAGGGUGGUGGACGAGCUGUGCCUGGUGGAGCUGACAGAGGACAUCCUGAAGCAGCUGAUGGACCUGGUGUUCACGCUUGUCUGUAACGGAGAGCUCAGCCUCGCGCGGGUCCUCCGGAAGAACAUCCUGGAUAAAGUGGAGCAGAGGAAGCUGCUGCGCUACACCAACUCCCUCAAACCGCUCGCUGCCCGGGGGGUCUCUGCAAGGCCAGGGACGCUCCAUGACUUCCGCAGUCACGAAAUCGCUGACCAGCUCACUCUCCUUGAUGCUGAGCUCUUCUAUAAGAUCGAGGUACUUGAGAUUCCAGAGGUGCUGCUCUGGGCGAAGGAGCAGAACGAGGAGAAGAGUCCGAACCUGACGCAGUUCACAGAGCACUUUAACAACAUGAGCUAUUGGGUCCGCUCUCUGAUCAUUCAGCAGGAGAAAGCCCAGGACAGAGAGAAGCUGCUUCUCAAGUUCAUUAAGAUCAUGAAGCACUUACGGAAGUUGAAUAAUUUCAACUCUUACCUGGCAAUCCUGUCCGCCCUGGACUCGGCGCCCAUCCGGAGGCUGGAGUGGCAGAAGCAGACCUCCGAGGGAUUGGAGGAGUACUGCACGUUGAUUGACAGCUCGUCGUCCUUCAGAGCGUACCGAGCUGCUCUCUCUGAGGUGGAGCCCCCCUGCAUCCCCUACCUGGGUCUCAUCCUGCAGGACCUGACCUUCGUCCACCUGGGGAACCCAGACUUCAUCGAGGGGAAGGUGAACUUCUCCAAACGCUGGCAGCAGUUCAACAUCCUGGACAGCAUGCGGCGCUUCCAGCAAGUGCAUUAUGAUCUGAAGCGCAACGAAGACAUCGUGUGCUUCUUCAACGACUUCAGCGACCACCUGGCGGAGGAGGCGCUGUGGGAGCUGUCGCAGAAGAUCAAACCCAGGAACAUCACCAGGCGCAAGACGGAGCGUGAGGAGAAGACCUAGGGCCCCCGGGGGCCGGCCAAACUGACCUCCAACUGUGCUUCAUAACACUAACUCCACUUUACUACAGACUGAGAGACAGAGACGAAUGGAAGCUAAUGGGAGACUCGCUGCAGGGGGACGCAGAACAAACUACAGAAGCGUGGCGGAGGUUUACAGAGAGCUGCUGCUCGGGAGAUUAUACAUUGGGAUUACUGUGACUCUGUAGAGAGGAAGCCGAGGAGGGGUCACACAGAGCGGACAGGGAGACGGACAUAACCAAAGUCUGCUCCCUGGGCUCUCUGUCUUCGUGAGAAUGAGCUGUCCAUUUCUCUCCCGAGAUUCAACUUCCUCUUCCUUUUAUGUAUGUGCCAUUUGUCGGUCAUCCUCUGCAUUGACUUAUGAGUUUCCCCUGAAAACAGAGAACUGGGACAGUCUGCUGGGGGAUCUAAACUCAGAGAGGAUGACCAUCACAGAGUGGAACCGGAGUUUUUGGAAACAUUUUGUGUAAGAAUCAUGUAUGGUUAUGAUAUGUAUUAUAUACAGUGCUCCUUUUGUUCUUAAAAAGGAUGUUUAUGCUUAUGAGAAGAGCUUAGCUUCUCCCAAAGUGCCAUACGUAUGUGCACUCAAAAAAAGCUAAGCAAAAACCACAAAAAAGUACAAAUUACUAAAGAUGCUGUGAUCUAUGUAAUGUCAUACUGAAUCAUGGUGUGCCGUGCUCACGUGUAGAGAACCAUCCGGCAGUCACGAUCAUGUCCCGGUCACGUUGGUGUGUGAAAGUGUUCGUGUACGACUGAAGUCCUCGUGACUUGUUUGUUUGUCAUUCAAAAACAUGCUGUAGUAAAUCAUUUGGAUUCCUUUUUUGGGAUAAUGGUCGAAAACCCAACACAUCACACUGUGCUCUCAAACUCCAAUAAAACAAACAGCUUUGUUUCUAUACACAGCGUGCGGGUCAGAACCAUCACUUCCUGGUUUCAAACUCAAAAAGGACUUACACUUUUCAAUUUAUUGUUGUACAGAGUGGUCAGUGCAAAAUGAACUUAAAAAAAUUAAGGCUUGUAUUCAACUGUAAGUAAUGAAAGGAAGCACUCAGUUUAACGCUACUAUGAUUUGAUUU
Molecule: messenger RNA, 2998 nt
Organism: Notothenia coriiceps (black rockcod)
Lineage: Eukaryota; Metazoa; Chordata; Actinopteri; Perciformes; Nototheniidae
Gene: rapgef1b
Product: Rap guanine nucleotide exchange factor (GEF) 1b
Exons: 15
Biological process (GO): Ras protein signal transduction
Cellular component (GO): plasma membrane
Molecular function (GO): guanyl-nucleotide exchange factor activity
Source: RefSeq, a predicted model, not a curated record